ACAGCUGAGACCUGCUGCAGCUGUUCUUAGUUUUGAACCCAGAGGAGAGGAUCGGGACUCCCAAGACCAGAACCUCGGGUCUACAAGCUCAGCUGGCUCCGGUAUCUGAUGUGAUCCCACCCCCCACACCCCCUCCCGUAGGCACGCACAUCUGGUCUCAUAUUUGCUCCUGUUCUGUGAGGUCAUGACCAGACACUACCAUGCCUCAAGUGUCCUAACACUCCUGGUCCUCUUCAUAUUGGUAUCCUUUCUCCAUCUUUCCACACCCAACCCUCUCAGCACCCUCAGAGAGACUAACAACCUUCACAGAGAUACUCUUUAUGCAUUUCCAGAGUCUGGGAGCUCAGAGCAAAGGCAGGAGCAAAGACAAACAAUCCCAAAAGAACAAAAUGAGGAAGAAGAUGAGCUUUUUAAAGGUGUUGAUCCCAAAACUUUAGCAGCUGUUUUACUGGAGGCACUGAAUCACUCUUAUCCUCUGCAGGGGAGGGAUGAGGAGGAAGAGCAUGAUGGAGAAGAAGAGCUAAAGGCUGAGAGAGGGGAGGUUGAGACCUACAGUGAGAGAACAACCAGAGACAGAGAUGGAUGGCAGGAGUUAGAGAUGCUGAUUGCUUCUCAAGGUAAAGAGAGGGGAAUAGAAGAGGAAGAAGAAAGGAAGAAAGCUCUGGAAGAUGAGGAGAGAAUGACUGAAAAGGUGACCAGUCAUACAACAAGCCACACAAUCCAGAUUCAAACAGAGCAGCAGCCAGCUAGUUCAGAUGGAAAAGCUGGAAAUGGUGCUGCCACCCAGCAGGGAUCUUCCAGCCCUGAGCAAAAUAGCAAUGAAGAGGAGGAACAGCUGAACUCUGAGGAGCUAAAGAGUCUGGAGACUGUGAUGAAAGAGUUUCCUCGUUUGAACACUAAAAGAGGGGAUGAUGCUGAGCAAAAGCAAAGAGAGAGCAGAGCCUUCAGCAGCUACAAUGAAAUUACACCAAUCCAGAAAGGCAGUGACCUUGCCUUGUCCAAGAAAAAACUGAAGUGGCAGGAGGAGACUCAGAAGGCUCUCUACUUCCCAACAUUUGCAGAAGACAAUUCUAUAUAUGAACCUAUGGUCAGCAAAGCAACACAGUCCACAUCUUCAGCAGAGCAAGGGGGUAUUAUAGAUGAUAGCUCAGAGGAGGAAAAAGAAGAAGAGGUGCUGAGUCCGGAAGAGGAGGAAGCUCAGGCCAAAGUGGAACAGGAGGAAAUAAUGAGACAGGCAGAAGAAGCUCAAAAAGCCAAAAUAGAGGAAGAGAAGUUGGCUGACAUUGCUUCAGAUAUGUUACUGCGCUACAUGGUCAAACAAAAUGGGAACAAGAAAUACAGCCCAUCUYUAUCCAACGCUGCAGAGGACAAGAGAUCUAAUGAGGAACAGGAAGUGACAGAGGAGGAUGAUAUUGACCCUCAGACCAUCGACAAGCUGAUCGAGAUCUCCAGCAAGUUGCACCUCCCUGCCGAUGACGUAGUGGACAUCAUCACUGAUGUUGAGAAGAAGAAAAAGAAAGACAUGCAGUCUGAGACGUCGUCAACAUGGCACAGUCGCCCAUCGCCUCUGUCUUCCUCGUUUCGUUCUGGAUGGCAGGUUUCCAAUGAUCAGAACAGCUUCUCGUUCUCUAAGAAACCAUCUCCAGCUGUAAAUAUCCUUAAAACGUGGUUUCAGGAGAAAAACCUGCCAAAAUCUGGCAGUUUACAAAGAAAACUUUCAAAACCUUUCCUAGCCUAUCACAGAGUAUGGCCUGAGAAGUUUAUGCCCUUCAAGCAGGACCGCUUGCUCAAACCCCACAAGUAUCUGUGGAGAGUCUACCCCUAUCCCCAAUACACCUAUGCCUCCAACUAUCAAAGGAGGCCCUUUUCAGACUAUUACCCCUUCUACUUUACCUCUCUUCCCAGAACCAAACCUUAUUACUACAGAACCAGACCUUCUCUCACCUUCAACAGCUUCCCUGAGAAUACAGUAGAURACACUUUGACUUUCCCUCCCAAACGACGUUACCACAGCUGGAUCCAACCACAACUAAGAAAACCUCCCACACAUCUCCAACAAAAGUAUUACUUUAAAAACUACCAACCCCAAACACAUCCCCAGAUGUUUCAGCCAGCACCCAUCGCCCAAGCACGCACCCCACCUCAAACGGGGGUGAUCCAUUUUCAACCUAACCAGUUUUAUACAUCUACAGUGACAAAAAACAAAGAUUAUCCUGAGACAGAAAAGCAGCCAGAUGAUAACAUUCAUGAAGAUCUGGAGAAAUUCAUACAAAAAGUUGUCAUGAACAGACUGCAGGGGAUGGACUGAAUGAUGGAAGGAUGAAUGGAAUUAGGAAAGGAUGGACUGAACAAAGGAAGGUUGGACUGUAUCAAGGGAGAACGGACUGAACAAAGGGUAAGAGCAGAGGAUGGAGAGUGGCACUAGAGAAAAUGAGACAAAACAUAAAUGUGUUUGGUUGGAACAACAUAAUGUUCCCUGUUGGGACAUUUUAUUCCAGGAGAAUGCUUGUUAGAAAGUUGGUGAAGAUAUGUUGAAUGAAUCAUGUGUUUUGUUAGAUUCUGGCAACAUUAAACGAUCAAUGAUUUUCCAUGUUUAUACACACAAUGAUUGUAUCAGCAUGCAGGAAAACCUGAAACACUUUCUGUGGACUCAAAGUAAUUGGAAGUUAAGAACAUCUCUGUUACUGUUUCUGAUGCUGAAUUUCUGUUCAGACAGAGGAGCACAUGAUGACCACACACUUCUGAUUAUGUCAGAACACAUAAAAAUAAUAUGAGGUCUUAAAAUGAUGAAAACACAACCUCACAUGAACAAAACACUUGAUAUAACAAAUUGCAACAGCAUCUAUAGAACAUGACAGCCAUUCUGGGUUGUAAGAGUAGAGGUCAACCAAUGAGUUUUUCUAUGACUGAUGCUGAUCAUUAGAAAUUAUUAGAAAUUUGAGCAGCUAAUGGCAGAUAUAAAACACCAAUUUGUUUUUUGUUUUUUUUUUUUGGGGGGGGAGGCCAAUA
This is a messenger RNA of Austrofundulus limnaeus, 3009 nucleotides long. RefSeq names its product VGF nerve growth factor inducible (gene vgf). Gene Ontology annotation, molecular function: neuropeptide hormone activity. NCBI's taxonomy places the organism in Eukaryota, Metazoa, Chordata, Actinopteri, Cyprinodontiformes, Rivulidae. The record is from RefSeq and is a predicted model, not a curated record. Bases 185 to 2308 code for a protein of 707 amino acids. The transcript is spliced from 2 exons.